Rattus rattus (black rat) is the source of this 951-nucleotide messenger RNA. RefSeq names its product solute carrier family 66 member 1 (gene Slc66a1). NCBI's taxonomy places the organism in Eukaryota, Metazoa, Chordata, Mammalia, Rodentia, Muridae. Bases 47 to 928 code for a protein of 293 amino acids. The record is from RefSeq and is a predicted model, not a curated record. The transcript is spliced from 7 exons.
CAUAAACCUGCACCUUCUUCCCUGCUGGGACCCUCCCUCUGCAGCUAUGGUUUGGAGGACACUGGUCGCCAGCAACUUUUCCACCUGCCCCAAUGGCUCUAUCCAGUGGAUCUGGGAUGUGUUUGGUGAAUGUGCCCAGGAUGGCUGGGAUGAGGCCAGCGUGGCCCUGGGCUUGGUCUCCAUUUUCUGCUUCGCUGCGUCUACCUUUCCCCAGUACAUCAAAGCCUGCAAGACAGGCAACAUGGACCAGGCCCUGUCACUGUGGUUCCUGCUGGGCUGGAUCGGUGGAGACUCCUGCAACCUCAUUGGUUCCUUUCUGGCAGACCAGCUACCCCUGCAGACCUACACGGCUGUGUAUUAUGUCCUGGCCGACCUUUUGAUGCUGACACUGUACUUCCAUUACAAGUUCAAGAAGCGACCUUCUCUGUUGUCUGCCCCAAUCAAUUCUGUGCUCUUGUUCAUCUUGGGGACGGUGUGCAUCACACCACUGUUGAGCAGCACUGAUCCUGUGGCUGUCCCCAGGGAAGGCUUCAGGGGGCGGACGCUCCUGUCUGUGGAGCCAGGCAAUAAGCCCUUCACAAAGAAGGAGGUCGUCGGUUUUGUCAUUGGCUCCGCCUCCAGCGUGCUGUACCUGCUCUCAAGGCUGCCGCAGAUUCGCACCAAUUUCGUACGGCAGUCAACCCAAGGCAUUUCCUACUCGCUGUUCGCACUGGUGAUGCUGGGGAACACGCUGUAUGGGCUCAGUGUGCUGCUCAAAAACCCCGAGGUGGGCCAGAGUGAGGGCAGCUAUCUGCUGCACCACCUGCCCUGGCUCGUGGGCAGCCUGGGAGUGCUCCUGCUUGACACCAUUAUCUCCAUCCAGUUCCUGGUGUACAGAAACCAUGAUGCUGAUGCUGCCUCAGAGCGAGAGCCGCUCCUCCCAAGCUGACCCCACAGCUGCCCUCCCAGGAA